Molecule: messenger RNA, 2060 nt
Organism: Elaeis guineensis (African oil palm)
Lineage: Eukaryota; Viridiplantae; Streptophyta; Magnoliopsida; Arecales; Arecaceae
Product: serine/threonine-protein kinase BLUS1
Biological process (GO): protein phosphorylation
Molecular function (GO): protein serine/threonine kinase activator activity; protein kinase activity; ATP binding
Source: RefSeq, a predicted model, not a curated record
UAUAGUCCAACGGUUGUAUCUACUUCCCUUCAGUUCCAUAUCUAUUCUCUGUUCCACUUCUUAUCUUUGUUAUCUUCCGUUAGAAGAGGAUAGUCUCCCUCUCAGAAGCACCCAGUAACACAGGAACCCACGCUGAAGAAAAAAUUCGAUAUCCGAGGCCAUGACAGAAGAAGGGAGAAAAAUCACGUACCCUUUAGAUUCCGGGUCGUAUCGCCUCCUUUAUGAGGUCGGCAGCGGCGUGAGUGCAGUAGUCUACAAAGCCACUUGCCUGCCAUUAAACUCUGCCGUUGUAGCAAUCAAGGCCAUCGAUCUCGAGAGGUCCCGAGCCAAUCUGGAUGACGUGCGACGAGAGGCAAAGGCCAUGGCCCUCCUCUCUCACCCGAACAUCCUCCAAGCCCACUGCUCCUUCACCGUCAACAGCCACCUCUGGGUGGUGAUGCCGUUCAUGGCCGCUGGCUCGUUGCACUCCAUCAUUUCCUCCUUGUUCCCCGACGGCCUCCCGGAGCCAUCCAUUGCCAUAGUUCUCAAGGAGAUCCUCCAUGCCCUCUCCUACCUCCAUGACCAGGGCCACAUCCACCGCGACAUCAAGGCUGGCAACAUCCUAGUCGACUCUGAUGGCACCAUCAAGCUCGCAGACUUUGGGGUAUCCGCGUCCAUCUACGAGUCGCACCCCUCCUCGUCCUCCACCUCGUCGUCCUCGUCUUUCUUCAAUGACAUGGCGGGAACUCCCUACUGGAUGGCUCCCGAGGUGAUCCACUCGCACGUCGGCUAUGGUAUCAAGGCCGACAUAUGGUCGUUUGGCAUCACUGCCCUUGAGCUCGCGCAUGGCCGGCCUCCACUCUCGCACCUCCCGCUCUCCAAAUCGCUGAUGAUGAGGAUCACCAGCCGCCUCCGCCUUGAGGACGCCCACGAACAGUGCGCCAAAGAGAAUGAUAAGAAGAAGAAGAAAAAGAAAUUCUCCAAAGCAUUCAAGGAAAUGGUGGCCUCCUGCCUCUCCCAGGACCCCUCGAAGAGGCCGUCAGCUGACAAACUUCUCCGCCACCCCUUCUUCAAGAACUGCAAAUCUCCUGACUACUUCGUCAAGAACGUGCUGCAAGCCGUGCCGACGGUGGAGGAGAGGUUCAAAGAAAGAAGAAUUGCGGGAGGGCAUCCGGACGAGGCCGAUAGUGGUGGAUCGGCAUCCCCACCCGUCAAGAACCGACGGGUAAGCGGAUGGAAUUUUAACGAAGAUGUCUUCAAACUGGACCCGGUUUACCCGGAAGAGAUCGAGGACAAGUGCGCGAUCAAAUGCAUUCAGCUCAGUGGAGAUGAACUCAGCAAUGGAGAUCAAGAAGGGAACGAGGAGUCCAAAGUCGAAGAGGAAGAUUUGGCUAAGAAAGCAAUUCUGAAGGAGUCUUUGGUCCCGAACCUGGUUUCGCUACUGAGUAGCUUGGAAUUGCAGAGGGGGAUGGUGAUGGACGUGCUGGCGCAUUGCGGGUGCAAGGAUGGGCAGGACGAAAAGGUGAGGGAGCAGAGGGAGCAGCAGCUUUUGGGGUACGUGAGGAGCCUGCAGCAGACUGUCGACGAUCUGAACCUCCAGCUACAGAGAGAAAUGAAGAGGAAUCGUGAACUGGAAGAGGCACUGGACCGUCUCAGGAGGAAGAGCAGUGAGGAGCAGCAGAGAGCCAUCAGCACCUCGUGAAGACAAUGGAUGCUCUGUGACCUAAGUGGACUAAAGUGGACCCUACAUAGUCAUCAAAGUCAAUUUUAGUCGAUCUGGACAAUCACACUAGUCUUACCUGAAUCCAACUCGAGUCAAUUAUGUAGGUAUUAAGAUAAUCAAACACAGAUGUGUUGUAUAUAUUGCACCUUAUCGUCAUUACAGUUUUUCUUUCCGUCAUUUGUUUUGCAUGACCUUUUUUUUGAGUGACAAGUGGGGCCGAAGUCCACCACUCGAGUUGGACAGCUAAUGCAGUGCUUCAGGAUCGGGUUGCAUCUUUCGCGUGGAGGAAUGGUUUAUAUCUAUUUCGCGGUGUACACGCGGUACCGCAGAAGAUCUCGUUUCUGUGCAGAUAGAUGAA